Messenger RNA from Dama dama (fallow deer), 762 nucleotides. RefSeq names its product thymidylate synthase. NCBI's taxonomy places the organism in Eukaryota, Metazoa, Chordata, Mammalia, Artiodactyla, Cervidae. Gene Ontology annotation, molecular function: thymidylate synthase activity. The transcript has a single exon. The record is from RefSeq and is a predicted model, not a curated record. Gene Ontology annotation, biological process: dTMP biosynthetic process. The coding region runs from base 1 to 567 and encodes 188 amino acids. Gene Ontology annotation, cellular component: cytosol; mitochondrion.
AUGAUUCAAGGGGAUUUAGGCCCAGUUUAUGGCUUCCAGUGGAGGCAUUUUGGGGCUGAAUACAAAGAUAUGGAUUCAGAUUAUUCAGGUCAAGGAGUAGAUCAACUGCAAAAAGUGAUCGACACAAUCAAAACCAACCCUAACGACAGAAGAAUCAUCCUGUGUGCUUGGAAUCCAAAAGAUCUCCCUCUCAUGGCCCUCCCCCCGUGCCACGCCCUCUGCCAGUUCUACGUGGUGAAUGGGGAGCUGUCCUGCCAGUUGUACCAACGGUCGGGAGACAUGGGCCUGGGUGUGCCCUUCAACAUCGCCAGCUAUGCCCUGCUCACCUACAUGAUUGCACACAUCACGGACCUGAAGCCAGGUGACUUUGUACACACUCUGGGAGAUGCACACGUUUACCUGAAUCACAUCGAGCCGCUGAAAACUCAGCUUCAGCGAGAACCAAGGCCUUUCCCCAAGCUCAAAAUCCUUCGAAAAGUUGAGAAAAUUGAUGACUUCAAAGCUGAAGACUUUCAGAUUGAAGGCUACAAUCCUCACCCGACUAUUAAAAUGGAAAUGGCUGUCUAGAGUGCUUUUAAAGGCGUUGUUUGAAGGAUAUUUACACCUAGGUAAAAGUUCACUUGGCUCCAAAUGCGAAGGAUCUAGGUCAAAGCCUCUUAGUGAUCUGCUGGUUUUUAUCCAUUAACUUUUAAGAAUGUUGCCACUGGCAACUGGCUGUGCUGUUCUCAUAGUAAUAAAAGGCCUUGGGUUUGGGUGACUCAC